AUGCAGAAACGAUUGUUCUCAUGUCUGAGGACUUUGCAGCAUGAGAACCCAUUGGGACUGCCUAGAUCUGGCACGCCGCCAAAUCUGAGAGCUCGCAUGCAAAGAGGUCUACCAGAGAAGCGACCCAUAAAAGAUGUCAAGAAAGUCAUUGCAGUGUCUUCGGCCAAAGGUGGUGUGGGAAAAUCAACCGUGUCAGUAAACCUUGCUCUAGCAUUCGCAAGAAGCGGUUUGAGAAGUGGUGUCCUUGAUACCGAUAUCUUCGGACCCUCAAUACCGACUUUACUCGAUCUUGAAGGAAAUGAACCGAGACUAUCAGCCAACAACCAGUUAAUCCCGCUCACGAACUACGGAUUAAAAACUAUGUCCAUGGGCUAUCUUGUGCCUGAAACAUCGGCGAUUGUAUGGAGAGGUCUCAUGGUCAUGAAAGCUCUGCAACAACUUUUGCAUGAGGUUGAAUGGGGUGGACUUGAUGUCCUCGUCCUUGAUCUUCCGCCAGGUACUGGUGACGUACAGCUGACCAUAACGCAACAGAUUGAACUUGACGGAGCGGUCAUCGUAUCUACACCACAGGAUGUUGCACUCAAAGAUGCGGUCCGCGGUGUCGAGAUGUUCCGAAAAGUCAAAGUGCCGAUUCUUGGUAUGGUCCAGAACAUGUCUGCGUUCACGUGUCCGAACUGCUCUACAACCCAUUCGAUUUUCGGUCGCGAAGGCGUCAUCAAGAAGUGCGAUGAGAUGAACAUCAAGCUUCUCGCCGAUAUACCUCUUCAUCCCAGCAUCUGCGAAGACGCAGAUCGCGGGAAACCCACAGUGGUUGCAGAACCGGAUAGCUUGCGAGCGCAGGUUUUCAAGGAUCUAGCUGCAGAUCUUAGAGGACAGUUGCAGUUCUGA
Aureobasidium melanogenum CBS 110374 is the source of this 888-nucleotide messenger RNA. Its product is annotated as P-loop containing nucleoside triphosphate hydrolase protein. The coding region runs from base 1 to 888 and encodes 295 amino acids. The record is from RefSeq and is a predicted model, not a curated record. Gene Ontology annotation, molecular function: 4 iron, 4 sulfur cluster binding; ATP-dependent FeS chaperone activity; ATP binding. Gene Ontology annotation, cellular component: mitochondrion. Gene Ontology annotation, biological process: mitochondrial respiratory chain complex I assembly; iron-sulfur cluster assembly. NCBI's taxonomy places the organism in Eukaryota, Fungi, Ascomycota, Dothideomycetes, Dothideales, Saccotheciaceae. The transcript has 6 exons.